AUGCAGCAGCAGCAUGACCCCACAAACUGCUGCAACAGCAGCAGCUCCAUCACCAGAAGCAACAACAACUGCAGCAGCAACAACUGCAGAAACAGCAGCAGCAGCAGCAGCAACUGUUCCCUCGAUCUGGGGAUAACACGGGAGCUGCAGCAGCAAACGGAUACCGCUAAAGAUGCAAUCAAACAAAAGCAGCAGCAGCAGCAGCAACAGCAGCAGCAGCAACAACAAAAGCUGCUGCAGCAACAGCUGCUGCAACAGCAGCAACUCCAUCACCAGAAGCAACAACAACUGCAGCAGCAACAACUGCAGAAACAGCAGCAGCAGCAGCAGCAACAGCUGCAGCAGCAGAAGCUGCAACAGCAGAAACACCAACAACAGCAACAGCAGCUGCAGCAGCUGCAGCAGCAGCAGCAGCAGCAGCAACAGCAGCAGCAGCAGCAGCAGCAGCAGCAUAUACCGAGGCAAAUGCGGCGGCGACUUUCUCUGGGUUCUUUACAGCACCUCAAAGAGGGAGGUGCAGCAGGAGCAGCAGCAGCAGCAGUACAGCAGCAGCAGCAGCAGCAGCAGCAUAUACCGAGGCAAAUGCGGCGUCGACUUUCUCUGGGUUCUUUACAGCACCUCAAAGAGGGAGGUGCAGCAGGAGCAGCAGCAGCAGCAGUUGCUGCUGCAGCAGCAGCAGCAGCAGCAGCAGGCGGUGGCUCCCCAUCAAAGAGGGAAAGCAAAGACCGCAGCAGCAGGAAGAAUAGACAGCAGCAGCAGGAGCAGCAGCAGCAACUGCAGCAACCGCAGCAGCAACUGCAGCAGCAGCUCCAGCAGCAGCAGCAGCAACAAAAACAACACCUGCAACACCAUCUGCUGCAGCAGCUGCAGCAGCAGCAUCCACGCCAGCCUGCAACCGUUGGCUGUUUGCUGCUGCUGCAGCAGCAGGCAGAGCAGCAGCGGCAGCAGCAGCAGCAGCGGGUGGUGUGUAAGAGCCUCCCUGCUGUUCCUCUCAGCAGCAGCAGCAGCAGCAACAGCAGCAGCAGCAGCAGCAACGAUGGACAGCAACGCAUAACCUCUGGAGGCCGCUUAGAUGCAGCAGGCAGCAACAGCAGCAGCAGCAGCAGCAGCAACGAUGGACAGCAACGCAUAACCUCUGGAGGCCGCUUAGAUGCAGCAGCAGCAGCAGCAGCAAACUCUGCUGCUGCUGCUGCUGCUGCUGCUAAAGGUUUCCUCCCCCGCCUCCCGGCUCGUGCGGGCGAGCAGCAGCAGCAGCAGCAGCAGAAGCAGCAGCAGCAGCAGCAGCUGGGUUCUUCUUUCCUUGCUCUAACAAACGAAUCGCAGCAGCAGCAGCAGCAGCAAGACCACCACCACCAUCACCACCACCACCACCACCCGCACCACCACGCACACCAGCACCAGCAGCAGCAGCAGCAGCAGCAGCACGCUCUAACAAACGAAUCGCAGCAGCAGCAGCAGCAGCAGCAAGACCACCACCAUCACCACCACCACCACCACCACCCGCACCACCACGCACACCAGCACCAGCAGCAGCAGCAGCAGCAGCAGCAGCAGCAGCAGCAGCAGCACGAGCAGCUGCAGCUACCGUAUGAGAGACGAUCGAGGGGGGGCCGCGUCUUUGUAGGUAAUAUACCGCCUGGUGUAGCUCAGCAUACAUUGCUAGCAGCAGCAGCAGCAGCAGCAGCAGCAGCAGCACCAUCUGCAGCAUCAUCAUCAUCAACAGCAGCAGCAGCAGCAGCAGCAGCAGCAGCAGCAGCAGCAGUAAUAAGAGUUGAAUAUACACCUAAACCAGAUGCUUGGGGCUCAGCAUUGAUUGACUAUGCAACAGAAGAAGCAGCAGAUAGAGCAGCAAAUUACUUUCAUCAUCAUCAUCAACAGCAGCAGCAGCAGCAGCAGCAGCAGCAGCAGCAGUAA
Molecule: messenger RNA, 1914 nt
Organism: Eimeria mitis
Lineage: Eukaryota; Apicomplexa; Conoidasida; Eucoccidiorida; Eimeriidae
Exons: 7
Coding region: 1-1914 (637 amino acids)
Source: RefSeq, a predicted model, not a curated record